GCUGAGGGAAGGGGGGCUGCGCAUGCGCGCGGCGGGAGCGGCGGGGUGGGUGCGGGUGUCAUGGCGGCCGCCGGCGGGGGGCCGGCAGCGGAGCGGCUGCAAAGCAUCGUGAGGGGCGCCGCGGGAGGGCAGCAGGACGGGGCCGCGCAGCUGGCGGAGGGGGUGAAAGAUGGAAGCUGGACUGUGCUGCAACUCGUGGAGGCGCUGGGGUUCUGCUUGGAGAACACAGAUCCUCGGACGCGAGGGCGAGGCAUCCAGCUGCUGUCACAGGUCCUGCUUGAGUGUCACUCCCUGCUGCAGGAGAAGGAAGCGCUGCACCUGGUCCUGUUCUACGAGAACCGGCUGCAAGAUCAUCACCUCGUGAUCCCCUCGGUGCUGCAGGGACUCCGUGCGCUGAGCAUGUGUGAGGUACUAGCCCCAGGGCUAGCAGUAUCCGUGCUCAAAGCCAUCUUCCAGGAGGUGCACGUGCAGUCCCUGCUGCAGCUGGACCGCCACACAGUCUACAGCAUCAUCACCAACUUCAUGGGCACCAGGGAGGAAGAGCUGAAGGGCCUGGGGGCUGACUUCACCUUUGGCUUCAUCCAGGUGAUGGAUGGGGAGAAGGAUCCCCGCAACCUGCUGGUGGCCUUCCAGAUCGUGCGUGAUCUCAUUGCCAAGAACUAUGCCCUGGGUCCCUUUGUGGAGGAGCUGUUUGAAGUGACAUCCUGCUACUUCCCCAUUGAUUUUACUCCACCCCCCAACGACCCUCAUGGCAUCCAGAGAGAGGACCUGAUUCUCAGCCUCCGGGCCGUGCUGGCCUCCACGCCCCAGUUUGCUGAGUUCCUGCUCCCUCUGCUCAUUGAGAAGAUGGACUCGGACCUGCAAAGUGCCAAGCUCGAUGCCCUGCAGACUCUGACUGCCUGUUGUGCCAUCUACGGGCAGAAGGAGCUGCAGGAAUUCCUCCCCAGCCUCUGGUCAUCCCUGCGCAGGGAGGUGUUCCAGACAGCAAGCGAGAAGGUGGAGGCAGAGUGCCUGGCUGCACUGCACGCCCUCUCCGCCUGCCUCUCCCGCUCCGUGCUCAGCUCAGACGCCGAGGACCUCCUGGAUUCCUUCCUUAGCAGCAUCCUGCAAGAUUGCAGGCACCAUCUGUGCGAGCCCGAUAUGAAGCUGGUGUGGCCGAGUGCCAAACUCCUGCAGGCAGCAGCGGGUGCGUCCCUGCGCUCCUACCACCGCCUCACCCACAGCGUGCUGCCCCUGCUGCUGGAGCAGUACAACAAGCACUCGCAGAGCAGCCAGAGGAGGACAAUCCUGGAAAUGCUGCUGGGCUUCCUGGAGCUGCAGCAGAAAUGGGGACAUGUGGAAGAAGAUGAGAGCGCUGUGCUGUCCCUGCGAGCCCCAGUCUGCUCUGUGGUGUUCUCAGCAUUGACAGACCCCAGUGUGCAGCUGCAGCUGGUUGGGAUCAGGGCGCUGACCGUCCUGGGCUCCCUGCAAGGUUUCCUGUCUCCCUCUGACCUGGAGCUGGUUGUGGAUCACCUCAUCCGGCUCGCCCUGACUGAGGAGGAUUCCCAGAGCAGCGAAGCAGCGAUGGAGGCAGCUGGGUCUCUGGCCCCCAUCUACCCAAAGGUCUUCUCCGGGCGCAUGGUGCCCAGGCUCGGGGAGGAGCUGCAGUCAGAGCGGGAGGAGGAGAGAUCCCUGGACCUCCGCUCCCUGCGGCAGCGCUGCCUGCAGGCCCUGGCAGCCGUGUCCACGCAUGCCAGCAUCGUGAGGGAGACCGUCCCCGUCCUGCUGCAGCAUCUCCGGAAGGUGCAGAAAGGGAGUGAGGCUGGCAGUGCCCAAGAGGUGAUCUCCGUGUGCCAGAGCCUGCACCGCGUGGCCCUGCAGUGCCAGCAGGACGCGGAGGGCUGCUGGUACUUCCACCAGGCCGUGGUGCCCUGUCUGCUGGCCAUGGCCGUGCAGGCUGCCAUGCAGGAGAGCACCCAGCCACUCCUGGGCAAGGCGCUGUUGGAGGAGGACGUGCUGGCUGCCAUGGUCCCCGUGAUCAGCGCUGCCACCACCCACCUUAGCCCUGAGCUGGCUGCCCAGAGCGUGGCCCACGUGGUGCCCCUCUUCCUGGAUGGAGAGGUUUCCUUCCUGCCCCAGAACAGUUUCCCUUGCUCCUUCCAGCCCUUUGCGGAGGGGGAGUGCUUGGAGGCACAGAGGCGCCUGGUCGCCCUCCUCAUGGCCUUUGUCUGCUCCUUGCCUCGUGAUGUGGUGAUCCCCCAGCAGGAACGCUUGCUCCGGGAGCUGCUGGCGCUGAGCUGCUCCUGCAACUGCCCCUUCACAGCCACCACGGCCGCCAAGUGCUUCGCGGGGCUGCUGAACAAGCACCCGGCGGGGCAGCAGCUGGAUGAGAUCCUGCAGCUCACGGUGAACAGGAUGGAGCCCGGCCUCGCAGAGGGGCCGCGCCGAGAGCAGGCGCUCACCCUGCUGCUCUGGGUGACCAAAGCCCUGGUGCUGCGCUACCACCCCCUGAGCUCCCAGCUGACGGACAAGCUGCUGGGCCUGCUGGGCGACGUGGAGCUGGGCCCCGCUGCGGCCGACGGCUUCUCCCUGCUCAUGGCCGAGUCCCCGGACGUGCUGCACAAGGGCUGCCACGCCGACGUGCGCAUCAUGUUCCGCCAGCGCUUCUUCACCGACAACGUGCCCAAGCUGGUGCAGGGCUUCCACGGGGCUGGCCCCGACGUGAAGGCCAACUACCUGAAGGGCCUGUCCCACGUGCUCAACCACCUCCCCAGGCCCGUGCUGGUGACGGAGCUACCCACGCUGCUUUCCCUCCUGCUCGAGGCCUUAUCCUGCUCGGACCGCGUGGUGCAGCUCUCCACCCUCAGCUGCCUCCAGCCGCUGCUGCUUGAAGCUCCGCAGAUCAUGAGCCUUCACGUCGACACACUGGUCACCAAGUUCCUCAGCCUCACCUCCAGCCCCGCCAUGGCUGUCCGCAUCGCCGCCCUGCGCUGCGCCCACGCGCUCACCAGCCUGCCCACCAUCGUGCUGCUCCCCUACAAAGCCAGAGUGAUCCGGGCACUGGCCAAGCCUCUGGAUGACAAGAAGAGGCUGGUGCGGAAGGAGGCGGUGGCAGCACGGGGGGAAUGGUUCCUGGUGGGGAGCCCGGGCAGGUGAGUGCCCCGCAUGCCCUCCCCAUGCUGGCUGACAACCUGACGGGCCUGCUGCCGCCCUGCCAAGCCACACAACUGACACCACGGGCACAGCCUCCCCGGGAGCUGGUACUGCCUGGAGCGUGGGGGCCAGCAGACAGCGGCACCCCGGCACCCCCCCAUCUUCCCUGCACCCACGGGAGUGAAGGAUUUGUGCUGCUCGUGGCUUGCCUGCAGCCAGGGACAGUGCUGGACAGACUCGCCCUGCGUGAAGGGAGAGGGCAGGCCUGUGCACACGGGUACGGUGCGCAGCGGCCCCUCUGCAAGAGGAAUAAACAGCUGUUUUGGUAA
Anas platyrhynchos (mallard) is the source of this 3461-nucleotide messenger RNA. RefSeq names its product MMS19 homolog, cytosolic iron-sulfur assembly component (gene MMS19). The record is from RefSeq and is a predicted model, not a curated record. Gene Ontology annotation, cellular component: MMXD complex; cytosolic [4Fe-4S] assembly targeting complex. NCBI's taxonomy places the organism in Eukaryota, Metazoa, Chordata, Aves, Anseriformes, Anatidae.